Messenger RNA from Camponotus floridanus (Florida carpenter ant), 4164 nucleotides. Its product is annotated as homeobox protein abdominal-A homolog. The transcript has 3 exons. NCBI's taxonomy places the organism in Eukaryota, Metazoa, Arthropoda, Insecta, Hymenoptera, Formicidae. Gene Ontology annotation, biological process: anterior/posterior pattern specification; negative regulation of transcription by RNA polymerase II. Gene Ontology annotation, molecular function: DNA-binding transcription factor activity, RNA polymerase II-specific; RNA polymerase II cis-regulatory region sequence-specific DNA binding. The record is from RefSeq and is a predicted model, not a curated record. Gene Ontology annotation, cellular component: nucleus. Bases 1606 to 2790 code for a protein of 394 amino acids.
UGCUUUGCUAAAAUAAAAAAUACAAAGAGGAGUAAUUUCCGAUUGCAAAUAAAAGGAGAAAUAUCCUCGAAGUGUGCUCUCAGAGAUUUAACAGUCACAAAUCUAGUCUCUGCAUCUUUAAAAUCCUAAAACUAAUACAGGAUAGGAAAGGAAGUGAAUAACGUGUACGAAGCAAAAAAUCGAAAACAGUGCUGCCUUGUAGGAUCUAAAGGAAAAAAAAUAAUAAUUUCGACGGAAUAGAGGACGAAGAUAGCGCAAGAACGAGAUGAAGAGAGAGAAAGAGAGAGAGAGAGAGAGAGAGACUGCACUCGAACGAGAGAGAGAGAGAGAGUAAGCGAGGGAAGGACAGAAAAUACCGUGUGAGACGUUGGAACGUUGCAAAGUAUAAGGCAACGUGGCGAGCACGACUGCACUGGCGAUGAGGCGAACGGACCGUCGGACGGACGGAGCACGCCGGGUAUACGAGCGAGCGAGCGAGCGAGAGAUGCGUCGAAGCCCAAGUGUGGGAAGAGAGCUCGUAGUAUCGGCGAAAAGGAAGAUCGGAGCGAGAGGAGAACUGAUGGAGAAAGAGACCCAUUCAUCUUGGCGCGCCUAGCGUGGCCACGAUUGGUCCGCGACGAGCGCGGCCGCGCCGCGAUUGGACGGCGCUCUGUUUACCAGCUGGUACCCCGGCGCGCUCGAGACUCGCGCGAAGAGAGGGGGGAACGGAACGGGAGAGACAAGCGGCGCCAUUAUUGUAAGGGGUUACAUUUAGCUCGCCGUGGGUUGUAGUACGCGGCGUUCGGGAUAGGGGGCUAUAGUACCUUCAUGCAUGGCCCAUAAAGGAUUCGUCGACUAUCCGAGAAGUACGCAAGAAACGGCUUCUAACACCUGACAGGGGCCACGCUCUUCUCUUCUCUCUCCUCGUGCCGUCGCCGGGUUCUCAUCGUCGCCCAAUUUCCGAGUUGGGACUACGAGUUGGGUCGUCCGGGGUGGGUCCGAUCGCGAGGAAGGACCCGCUGCUUUAUCGCCGAUUGUUAUUCCGAUAAAACCGGGGGUGGAUUCGUAAUCGGGAGGGCGCGCGAUUACGAUAGCGAAGGUAGGCGAGGGUCGAAAUUUUCGUACGCGAGGAUCCGCGAACGUCUCGCGGCUCUUCCGACCCCGAGAGAGAGAUCGAGAGGAGGGACAUGUCAUUUGCCAUCGCGGACGGUCGGUGAUUCGUGGUCCAGUCGUAUCCCAGUGACCGCGUGCGACCCGUUGCCGCCGCGUUCGGUAUUGUUGUUGUGAUAAUGUGCCGAGUUGCAUAAGUGGUACCGGAAAAAGUGGACGUCGCCGGAUAGGCAAGGAGAAUUGUGGACGGGUCGCGGGGAGAGCGACCGAAGCGAGGCGUCUCGUUGGAGCGGGCGGCGAAGAAGAGGAAGAAUAAAGUGCAUCUCGUUUCCUCGAUCGAAAAGGAACCUAACGAAAGGAGCGCAGGGUGUCGCGAUCCGCGCGGGAUCCCGGGGUACGCGAUGAGGCAGCAGCAGCCGAUGGACGCGUCGUCGUCGCGGUGUCGGUGUUGAGACACUCGUCCCGGCGCGGGCGUGUCACCGGCAUCGGGUCCGCAUCGGCACCGACAGCGGCGAUAUGAGUACGAAAUUCAUAAUUGAUAGUAUGCUACCUGCCAAGUACCAACAGUUUCAUCCGCAACAGUUGUUCUCAAGCGCGAAUCCCGGUACCAUCCAGUGCACGACGAGUCCGGCCACCGCCAGUCUAGAAUCGAGCCUAUCCGCGGCUGCAGUAGCGGCCGCGGCUGUCAAUUACGCGCAACAGCACAACUCGCCGAGCCCGACGGGUUCGAGUCCCCAGCACUCGGGUAGCUCCGCUUCCACGUCACCGGCGGCGCGCACCACCUCCGGCAUGUAUCCCUACGUAUCCGCCGCCGCGGCGCAUCAUCAUCAUCAGCAGCAGCAAGCGGUCGCGGCCGCCGCGUUCGGCGCCACGUCCAGCAUGGUGCCCGGCUUCGGUUCCACGGCGGCGUCCAGCGCUGCCCUGGCAGCCGCCGCCGCCGUCGACGCCGCCACCGCCGGCGACAAGUCCUGCCGUUACACGGCCAGCCUAACCGGCAACGUGGCACCCGCCUCGGCCGAUCCCAUGGUCAACUAUACCCUGGGCCACCAUCAUCAGAACGGCGCUACGCCCGGUAGCCUCGUCUCCUCCGCGUCCGCUUCCUCGGCCGUGUCCGCCGCCUCGGCCUCCAUGGCAGCGGCCGCGCAGUUUUAUCAUCAGGCGGCCGCCGCAUCGGCCGUCGUCGAUCCCUUGACGUCCUGCCAACAACCCACCACCGGCCAACCCGGGAUCUCGGACAUACCCCGGUAUCCGUGGAUGUCCAUCACCGAUUGGAUGAGUCCAUUUGACAGAGUCGUGUGCGGUCCGAAUGGCUGUCCGAGGCGCAGAGGCCGGCAAACGUACACGCGAUUCCAAACCUUGGAAUUAGAAAAGGAAUUUCACUUUAACCACUAUCUGACGCGACGACGACGAAUAGAGAUCGCGCAUGCACUCUGCCUGACAGAACGGCAAAUCAAAAUUUGGUUCCAAAAUCGGCGAAUGAAGCUGAAAAAGGAGUUGAGGGCGGUUAAAGAGAUCAACGAGCAGGCCAGACGCGAGCGCGAGGAGCAAGACAUGAUGAAGAAACAGCAGGCGGAGAAACAGGCCAAGUUGCAGCAGGAGCAGCAGAGCGCUGCCCUUCAGCAUCAGCAGCAGCAUCACGUAAGCGGCCUGGAAAAGACGCAAAGCGAUCUUCUGAAGGCAGUCAGUAAGGUACCCACAUAGGAUACCUUACUGAGCCGACUCUCUUUCUUUUAAGGAAGACACAAGAGACUGGGGCGGCCUGGACGAAGACUCCGAAGCGAAGUAGUUGGUAAGCUCGGCUACGUAAGAAGACGAUCCCGAGUUCUCUUCGUCUCACCUUUGCAUGCGAGAAACAGGUACGGAACAUCCGCUGCAAGAGAUUUUUGCGAUCUUCUCCGAUGAAGCCGAUGAGUUCGCAAAUAGAGAAGCUUGCGGUCACCGGUCUUACGUCGAGGCGAGAAGAUGGCGAAAAUUUAAGAGACCUGGAAGAUACACGGAGCACGCAGUCUUCUACGAGCAGGGAAAGGUAUGAAUGCCUUGCUGAGUCGGUUCUCCCUUUUGUUUUUUACUCAAGAAACUAAAAUUACGUAGACAUUACAGUAGAGAAAGAACUCUGAAAGCAAAAAAUGAAUGCACCCUAUCCCCCAGCUACGUACUUACUUGGCUAGCCCCCGGAGCGAAGUCGCCUCGGGGUUCAGCCUGUGACUGAUUCCUAGAACGUAUAAUGUAUAUUGUUAAUCGGGUGCUACACAAUGAGCCAUAAUUAACGUACGAAUUGGCGUGAUACUGCCAUGGAGAGAGCCAAUUAUUAUGUCGAGGCGGUGAGUAGACUAGUUAAAUGGGCCGAAAUGAACUGAAGGAUUAAUGGUCGUAUGGCCAACCGAAUUAUCAACUACGACGAUACUGAUUAAUCGAGUUAAUUGGUCGAAUCUUGAAAGAAGGAAGUAAUUUAACCAGCACAAGCGAACAUCCUAGCAUCCAAUUGUAUGACGAUGAAGAGAGUGUAUGAAUGAAGAUUUAGCUGACCUUCGAGCCAUCGCUUACGUGCGAAUUUCCGAGUUCAGCUACAUCUUCUCCUGUUGUAUUAGAGCACAUCGUCGUCCCGGAGGAAGAAAACGAUGAUGCGACUUCGAAGAAACAGUCUUGUCGUUCUCGAUGUUGAGAUGUUUCAUCUUCAACGUCACGCGAACGUUUUGCUUCCUUUGCGUACGAUCGUUAAUGAAAAUUAAUAGAGGCGUAAAACUCGCGACCUUCUCGUGAAAACAACGAAUAUCUCUCGCGCGAUUGCGGACAAGUAUUUAUGAUAUCCUCUUCCGAUAUCGGGCUCAAAUUAUAAAUGGCAUGUACAACUUAUUUGUUUAUACGCCCAUUUGAUCAACGAGCGACAGAAUCCAUUAUUUUUUUUUUGUUAUAGUUAUUUUUUGAUGCAGUAUUUGUGUCUUUUUAAACGAGUUAGCUUUCAUUCUUAUUGAAUAAGAUAUAUUUGCAACUUUUUUUUUAUCUAUAACAGGCUUUUUAUCUACGAAUCAGGAAGGAGCAAGAACAGGCAAAGCCUGCCUCUUGUAACUUUUUUGC